Messenger RNA from Colletotrichum navitas, 1852 nucleotides. RefSeq lists its product as uncharacterized. The transcript has a single exon. Bases 96 to 1736 code for a protein of 546 amino acids. Lineage: Eukaryota; Fungi; Ascomycota; Sordariomycetes; Glomerellales; Glomerellaceae. The record is from RefSeq and is a predicted model, not a curated record.
GAUCCACCUACCACCACUUCCUUUUCCUUUCCCCUUUGGUUUCUACGUGGUUUUCUUCGCCACUUACUCUUUGCGCUCAACAACAGGGUUACGUCAUGGCGCCUGAACACGGAAAAGCUAUUGGCAAUAUCGCCUACAACGUCUGGCUAGAUGCUUUCGACGAUGGUCUCUGGUCGGCUGAACCUCGUCCACAGAAAAUGCGCCUCGUUGCUUCCGAAUUCGUCGAACGCCAGUGGCUCAAGACCAGGAGUGAAAUCCUUAAAGAUUGGAAUCGGCGCCAUGAUAGCUGGCGCUUGCCCACCACUCAUGAGAAAGCCCUCGAGAACUGUGGUACCGACUACCAUUGUUUCUGGAUCGGAUGGUUCGUCCCGCGCCUUCACCGCCACUACGAAGACCGCUCUUCCAAACCCGGUCAGUGUGUCAACAGUUGCUCAGCCACAGUCCUCACCCAUUUCAAUGUCAACAAAGCCUUCAAGGUUGUCUAUAAGGCUGGUGGGACUAGCAAAAAUAAGCUAUUCGCUCUCUACUGUCCAGACACAAACGGCGUUUGCAAGGCUAUCUCUGUCCCAGGGGGCGUUUGUAACGUCUUGUUCUUCGAAGAAUGGAGGGAUGACACUUUGACAGCCCGCACAGCUCGGCAGAGGUCUUGGCUAAGGAAGGUUAUGAGCAGCUCCUUCGCAGAACCGUCGAGUCUUAUCCCGGAGGCCUCAUCUGAACUACAACUCAGCGAACGAGAGCGCCAAAUUUGCCAUGACGAGUCCUCCUUAAGCGAUGAUUUCAUCGUAAAAGACCAGUCAUCGUCUUGUGAUGAUUCGGAUGGAGAUGGCUCGGAAUACAUAUUCUCAGGGUCUGAAACGUCCGAGUCUGAAGACAACACUGAUACAACCCACACGAGUGCGAAUCUCAAGCCUUUCGACGAUGAGGCAGAAGAAGAAGUUGAAGAGGAGAAAACCGACCGCAAGCUUAUCGAUACCGGUCCAGUGCAGAGGGGCGCCCCUGCUCACAAUUCUUCCAUCGUAUCAACCAGGAACAGUGUAUUGGACAAUAGAUACCCUGCAAAGGCAUAUGUCACCAUAGUACCGGAAGAAGAAAUUGGGUGUAUACCAAACCUCUCACUUUCUCCCUGGGAGGCGCUUUCUUCGAGGGCGGCUGUCGCCGGUAGAGAUGAUCUUGAAGGACGACGCGAGACUUGCCGCAAAGGCCGAGCGACCCCGGCAUAUGCAAAGAUACCAGGCACGCAGACGAAGAAGCGCCAAAUUGGACAGCACGACAAACUUGAUUCGAGGCCCAAGCGUAGCCGACCUUCUCGGCAAACCUUGACGGCACUCGUCAUCGAUGACGAGGAUGAGGUCAAGGUUGAGAAGACACACGACAGCGAUGACGAGGUACAGUUCAUUAGAGAGGUAUCCCUCACCACAAAUCGAAAGACCCAACCAGUGGCACCAUCUACGGCACCCUCUGUGAUAGAGAGCGCCGCCUUCGUACUCGACUUCAUCGCUGCCAACAAGCUGGCCAAGGUGGCGCGUCUCCAUGACGCAAUAUCUCGCAGAGUCACGCUGAAGGCCUUCCGGAAGCACCUCGCGUUCACAUCGGAGGCAGAUUCUGAUGCGUUAGCCUAUAACAUCACCGAGAACGAGGACGAAGAAACGCGCAUCAUGCUCGCGGAGGCGCUUGCGGCGGAUCUUGAGGAGAAGAUGGCUGCAGUUGCCAAGCACCAUUCGGACGGCACACUGUGAAGUGAGUUUUCAUUUAGACUUGUUGUUUUUCCCUACUAAUGAAUUGCCAUCUGGCUUACCCCUGACUAGUCCCUUGAAUGGAUCUUCUUCGAUUGGGUGAACAUAAACCUCUGGAC